This is a messenger RNA of Microplitis demolitor, 1602 nucleotides long. Its product is annotated as zinc finger Y-chromosomal protein 2. The coding region runs from base 1 to 1515 and encodes 504 amino acids. Gene Ontology annotation, cellular component: chromosome. The record is from RefSeq and is a predicted model, not a curated record. The transcript has 6 exons. Gene Ontology annotation, biological process: regulation of transcription by RNA polymerase II. Gene Ontology annotation, molecular function: chromatin insulator sequence binding. NCBI's taxonomy places the organism in Eukaryota, Metazoa, Arthropoda, Insecta, Hymenoptera, Braconidae.
AUGCUACGGAGAUUCGACAAUGAUUAUUAUCAUGCAGGAAUGUCGAACUUCAACGUGAAUAAUAUUAAAUAUCCAUGCAUAAAUGUCAACUGCAACAGCGUUUUCAAGGACGAAAAUACUCUGCGCAAGCAUGUUAAAUAUAUCUGUGGAAAACCGCCUAGAUAUCAGUGCGGGCAUUGCAAUUAUAGAUCGCAUUGGGCGCCAAAUGUGAGGACUCAUUCAAAGGCACUGCACAGUGAUGUCGAGCCAGAUGUUAUCGAACUGUACAAUCCGUACCCUGAUGAAAUAGGGACAUAUGUCUAUACAAAAUUUGAAUGGGUGGACGUUAAUGCCUAUCGCAGAACAAGACUAUUGAAGAAAACAAAAUCUAAAUUGAAGUGUCCGAAUUGCGACAGCCUUUUUAGUAACAAGAAAGGCUGGAGUAGCCAUGUUAAAUUUCAAUGUGGAAAACCUCCGAGAUACCAAUGCUCGUACUGCGCUUACCGUUCCCACAAGUCGUCAAAUGUAAAAAAACACUCAAAAAGAAUGCACAAAGAUUUGGAGUCUAAUGUCAUUGAGUUGUACAACCCCUGUGUCAAAAAGGGAGACUUUAUUUGUCCGAAUAAAAAUUGCCAGCGGGUUUAUAAAUUGGCAACAAGUUUGAAAACUCACCUCAAGUAUGAGUGCGGCAAAGAACGGCGCAUUAAGUGCUUCGUAAUUCCUCGAGGAAAAAUAAGACUGGGAAAUGUAAUAACUUCUGUAGCCGGAAGACCGGGAACAAAAUCGGAGUUUUUGUAUUGUCCGAACGCUAACUGCCAGAAAGUAUUUCAACAUGAGGGAUCACGAAAUAAACACGUGAAAUAUUACUGCGGGAAACCUCCGAGAUACAUGUGCCCUCACUGCCAAUAUAAGUCUGUAACAAAAUACAAUAUUCUUCUUCAUGCGAAGCGAAUUCACCCGAAUCUCAAGACUAAUGUUAUCGAACUUUACGACAAACCCACAACAAAAUCCUGCAAUUUCCAGUGUCCGAACUGCAAUCGCAGAUACAUGCGGAAAGAUAAUUUGUUUUAUCAUAUUAAAUAUGAAUGCAAAAGACCUUCGUUUACAGAGCUGACGCAGAUUAUUUGGGUGACCGAAGAUCACAGCGAAAAUUUUAACCCAGAGCGAUCCGAUUUACAAAUAGAAGCCGUCAAGUACGCAUGCCUGAAUCCGAACUGCACGAAAACUUUUAGCGAUAAGAGCAAUCGCAAUACUCAUUACAAUUACCAGUGCGGAAAACCCCCGAGGUUCAAGUGUCCUUAUUGCAAUCAUAGGUCACAUCGCAAGGCCGAUCUCAAAGCUCACGUCAGCGCCAGACACUACGGGCUCAAAAAUUACGUCAUUGAGUUGUACAACCCUUGCAAAAAAAUUUACACUACUAAACUUAGUUCAAAAUCAAGAGUCCAAAGUGAUUACCAGGAUUCAAUUGCGCAUCUGCAAUUUAAUUAUAAAAGAAACCAACAGGAUUACGUGGACGGAGAAGACGACGGUCAGUAAGAAGUAUUCCCGGGCUCACAAAAGGUUAUUACUUCUGUCCCAAUGACAAUUGCGGUAGAAGUUAUAAAGCCAAAGGAACUUUAUUGA